Salvelinus namaycush (lake trout) is the source of this 5393-nucleotide messenger RNA. It is a transcript of the gene akt2, whose product is annotated as v-akt murine thymoma viral oncogene homolog 2. Bases 605 to 2050 code for a protein of 481 amino acids. The record is from RefSeq and is a predicted model, not a curated record. Gene Ontology annotation, biological process: protein phosphorylation. NCBI's taxonomy places the organism in Eukaryota, Metazoa, Chordata, Actinopteri, Salmoniformes, Salmonidae. Gene Ontology annotation, molecular function: ATP binding; protein serine/threonine kinase activity. The transcript is spliced from 12 exons.
GUUGCUGUUCUGUCUGGUUUGGACGGGGCCUGCUGAUUAUAAUUGAAGCACCAGCAAUAACAGGGGACUGAAGGUAAAAGCAAAGAUUGUUAUAACGUAAAAGGGAGAACAAUAAUGCCGGAAAAAAAUACAUAUAGACUGUAAUUCCAAAUCAUAACGAUUUGUAAUUCUUUAAAAGUUGACUGGUAACAACUAACGUACAAUUCGCGAGUUCACCCGACCACCGUUUUACUAUCUUGCUAGCUAACGUUAUGCUAAGUUAGCUAACUAACCUGCAAUAACACGCCGCCGUUGUGGGUAGAAAAACAAGCUCAGCUGGCAUUCGUUGGUUAUUUUUUGGAGGAUGUGUGAUCACUGACAGAUCAAUACACCACCUUGGAGAAUCUGCAGAGGAUUUGCUACUUCGUGAGAGCGUUAUCCAGUUUGCUAUUAUUUCGGGGAGAGGGUCUCUUUGGCUAAAGUAUCUAAAGAAUUCAAGGUAUUGAGACGUUUUUGUCAGAGACACAUCUGACGCCCUUCGCCAACAGUCACAGCUCCCCUUCCCCCGCUUUUCCCCCUGUGACCCCACCCUGACACCCAGCAACCCUCUGUCCUCUGCCCCAGCAUGAACGACAUCAUUGUGGUCAGAGAGGGCUGGCUCCAUAAGAGGGGAGAGUACAUUAAGACGUGGAGGCCGCGGUACUUUAUCCUGAAGAGUGAUGGCUCCUUCAUCGGCUACAAGGAGAAACCAGAGAUGUUGUCCGACCACAGCCUCCCACCCCUCAACAACUUCUCUGUGGCAGAGUGCCAGCUGAUGAAGACAGAACGGCCCAGGCCCAACACGUUUGUCAUCCGCUGCCUACAGUGGACCACAGUCAUAGAGCGCACCUUCCACGUGGAGAGUAACGAGGAAAGGGAGGAAUGGAUGAGAGCGAUCCAAGCGGUGGCCAACGGCCUGAAGACGCGAGAGGAAGAGGCGCCCAUGGACAUCACGUUUGGCUCCCCCAGCGACUGCAGCAGCAUGGAGGAGAUGGAGGUGGCCAUGUCCAAGUCCCGCAAUAAAGUGACCAUGAGUGACUUUGACUACCUGAAGCUGCUGGGGAAGGGAACGUUUGGUAAGGUGAUCCUGGUGAAGGAGAAGGCCACAGGAAUGUACUACGCUAUGAAGAUCCUGAGGAAAGAAGUCAUCAUCGCUAAGGAUGAGGUAGCACACACGGUAACAGAAAGCAGAGUCCUUCAGAAUACAAGGCAUCCCUUCUUAACGACACUGAAAUACGCGUUCCAAACACAUGACCGGCUAUGCUUUGUGAUGGAAUAUGCAAACGGAGGAGAGCUGUUCUUUCACUUGUCGCGGGACCGUGUGUUCACAGAAGACCGGGCACGGUUCUACGGUGCGGAGAUUGUGUCUGCGCUGGAGUACCUCCACUCACAGGACGUUGUCUACAGAGACCUUAAGCUGGAGAACUUAAUGCUGGAUAAAGAUGGACACAUAAAGAUCACAGAUUUUGGACUGUGUAAAGAGGGAAUCACAGACGGGGCUACCAUGAAGACCUUUUGUGGGACUCCAGAAUACCUUGCACCUGAGGUAUUAGAGGACAAUGACUACGGCCGAGCGGUGGACUGGUGGGGUCUGGGUGUGGUCAUGUAUGAGAUGAUGUGCGGUCGACUGCCCUUCUACAACCAGGACCACGAGCGGUUGUUUGAGCUCAUUCUCAUGGAGGAGAUCCGCUUCCCCAAGAACCUGGCCCCCGAAGCCAAGGCCCUGCUUGCUGGCCUGCUCAAAAAGGACCCCAAGCAGAGGCUUGGAGGUGGACAAGAAGAUGCCAAAGACGUGAUGACUCAUAUGUUCUUCACCACCAUCAACUGGCAGGAUGUGGUAGAGAGGAAGCUCUUGCCUCCCUUCAAGCCCCAGGUGACGUCGGAGACGGACACGCGCUACUUUGACGAUGAGUUCACGGCACAGACCAUCACCGUAACGCCCCCGGACAAGUACCACAGCUUAGACGCAGAAGACCAGGACCAGCGCACACACUUCCCUCAGUUCUCUUACUCCGCCAGCAUACGGGACUGACCUCUCUCGCACACACUUCCCUCAGUUCUCUUACUCCGCCAGCAUACGGGACUGACCUCUCUCGCACACACUUCCCUCAGUUCUCUUACUCCGCCAGCAUACGGGACUGACCUCUCUCGCACACACUUCCAACAGUUCUCUUACUCCGCCAGCAUACGGGACUGACCUCUCUUGCACACACUUCCCUCAGUUCUCUUACUCCGCCAGCAUACGGGACUGACCUCUCUCGCACACACUUCCCUCAGUUCUCUUACUCCGCCAGCAUACGGGACUGACCUCUCUUGCACACACUUCCCUCAGUUCUCUUACUCCGCCAGCAUACGGGACUGACCUCUCUUGCACACACUUCCCUCAGUUCUCUUACUCCGCCAGCAUACGGGACUGACCUCUCUCGCACACACUUCCAACAGUUCUCUUACUCCGCCAGCAUACGGGACUGACCUCUCUCGCACACACUUCCAACAGUUCUCUUACUCCGCCAGCAUACGGGACUGACCUCUCUCGCACACACUUCCCUCAGUUCUCUUACUCCGCCAGCAUACGGGACUGACCUCUCUCGCACACACUUCCAACAGUUCUCUUACUCCGCCAGCAUACGGGACUGACCUCUCUCGCACACACGCGUGCACACACAUUCACAUUAGCAGGCAAGCUAACACAUAUUCACACACACUAGCACUGCUGGGGAAAUGGGCGCGCGCGUGCACACAAACUGACACACUCUCAAACGAACACUCGCACAAGACACACACACACCAGGAAGUGGUGAAAACAUGGAUCCUAGAGCAUGACGUGAUGACUGACCUCAGCAGGCCUGUGUGGAUAGACUGGCGACCCUGUCUCUCAUUCUGACGGGACCAGGUGGAACAGGACAGGGCUGCCCUUGGUCAUGCCUGCAGGACCCCACCUGUCUGCCCUCCACACUACUACUACACUGGGUACAUCAAAACAUCGACAACACUUCACCAUCCCUGGGUUAUGCCAGCAAAUACCACCUCACCACCAGCCAAACGCAUGCUGCACCUAUCCAACACACACACUCUGACAAGCAACACAUCAAUCCUCCCAUACACUGCAGAUGUUUUUUUUGUUUUUUUUUACUACUGGAUAAUAAAUUGUAAAAAAUAAUAAUCCAAACAAAUGUAGAAACACAUUAAAGAAAAAAAAUAUUUGAGGGGAGGGUGAAAAAUAUUUAAAUGUUUUUAUUUCGAUUGUUACGGUUUUAAAAGCCAUAUUUCUGCAAUUUACAAGUGCUCUUGCUGAAACUUGCGGUUACAAGUCGUGUGGACUGUUCCUACGAGGGAAAACAGGUCGGGAGUGGGAGAGGGGUAAGAUGAAGUCUGUGUGUACCUCGAAGGGUAGCCAUUUCCCUGCUUGCACUGUGUAUAUGAAUGGGUUUGAGUGUGGAAGAGAAUGUAUGAACAACCAUUUGAAUUUCAACAUCUGUUUUAUGUUUAUGCAUCUGCAUGGAUAUCUUUGGAUUCUGCAUGUCGGCUAAACAAGGAGAAGAAAGGACACUACAGCACAGUCAAUGAGAGUUUUAAAGGGAAAAUAGAGGUGGUGGAGUUGUAGCUUAGGCAGCCCUGUGGAUUGACUUGUUCCCCUGGUGGUUAGAACGGUCAUGAGAAAAGAAAGAAUAGAAGAGUGACCACAGCGCCAGCCUGACCAAUCCCCUGUCUGGAGCCCAGUCCAGAUCCCCACACAGCCAUAGCUGUCAAUCAUUUGUUUGAAUCAUCUGUUCACUUUUUAUUUUGAUGUAAAGAUCUGUUGUUUUUUAAAUAAUUGUUAUAUUCCCAUAUUUAAGGAUGAAAAUGUUUUAAUCAUGGAUCAAUUAUUAUUUGUGAUGAGGCCAAGCUAGACUCAUCACGAGGUUGAUAUUGAAGGUUGUGGUUGGUAUUUUUUAAGUAAUAUAAGACACAGACUAAGUCAUUUGUCAGUAUGUCAGAGUAGGACCAUGUAAACCAGGGUUGGGGUCAAUUCCAUUUAAAUUCAGUCAAUUUAGGAAGUCAACGGUGUUAAAGUCAUGGAUUGAAAUGGAAAUGACUCCAAUUCUGGUGUGAUGUUGUAUAUAAUGACGAGAUGGUCUUGUCUCUGCUCAAACAAUGGGAGUCGUCCCAAAGGCGGGAGGGUAGUCAAUCUGCUUAUCGCUGUAUUCUCUCGUGGACAGAUUGACGGGAGCGGAACCUUCCUCUCUGUGUGACCCUCACAUGAUGCACCAGUCUUGAAUGGUUGCGUACUCCCCGUCAGGCAUGUAGAGAAGUGGUCACAGGUGAAACAACCAUUGUGGGCCACAGCUAAGUGCUGUGACAUAUUUCAUUUUUGCCUUAAAAAAAAGAUUCCUUCACUCAUGGAACAUUUCAUUUAUCUUUGUUUUUGAUUUAAGUUGUUCCCUUUUGGUCCACCUAUUCCAACUUUGGAAGACAUUGUCUCAAUUAUAUAUUAAAUGUGUGUGUAUAUAAAACAAGUUUAAACAUGUUGAUUUUUCUUUAGGUUGUUAAUUUCGAUCAUGCGUGUGUUCCUUUUGUGUGUGUGUGUGUGUGUGUGUGUGUGUGUACUCAUGCACAGCAGCAGGUUGAUGUGGGGCACUGUGGAACAGGUCUCUAGUCUGUGCUCUAUACCUGUAUCCUCCGUACCUCAGUGGGUUAGUAUAGUCUGACUGCUGUACUCCAUGGCUGAGGCUAUGGGAAACAUCCCUCCACCAUCCAUUCUUGACUAAGGCCCAUAUUCAGCCCUGGUAAAUGCAGCUUCAGAAACGGCAGGACCGGAUUUCAGGAACAACCGCCCUCUGAUGGACCUCUCAUGUCGUUUUCAAUGUUAGGACGACCACGAGGGGGUGCUGUAGACCUUUUGUAAUGUUGACACUGGCAGUAAAGCCACACGGUCUCUGAACCUUGUCUCAAUAAAGUGAACAUGCUUUGUCUAGUAGUGUGUACACCUAACAUGCAAGCCAACACCCCUGACCUCUCUUGUAGGCUUUACACACAGACAAUCGAUAUGGAUCUCUUCACUGGCAAUGUAAAUAUCAAAAAGUAUUGAUGAAUGCAUCAUUUAUAGGCUAGAAGAGGGGAAAUUCACAGCUUUGUAGAUAGAAUGUGAGUUGUAGCUUUACAAUGAUUACCUUGCUUCUCUGUAUUUUGAAUGUGAUCAAUAGUCACGAAUGUCAUAUCGCAAUGCUGGUGUACCAAGAAUUCUUAGCUUGUUAUUGAGUUGAGCUUUAUCUGGGGAGGAGCUACGGUAAGCAAUAUUUUUAGGGAGAAGACUAUGUCCUGGUAGACAGCUUCAGCUCCCUUGUUACAAGAUUUUACAUUGUGACAAUUAUGUGCCAGUAAAGACUUUUACUGAA